Paramecium tetraurelia is the source of this 1815-nucleotide messenger RNA. RefSeq lists its product as uncharacterized. Lineage: Eukaryota; Ciliophora; Oligohymenophorea; Peniculida; Parameciidae. The transcript has 5 exons. Gene Ontology annotation, molecular function: sphingomyelin phosphodiesterase activity. Gene Ontology annotation, biological process: sphingomyelin catabolic process. The record is from RefSeq and is a predicted model, not a curated record.
AUGAAAAAACCUUUAUUGAUAAUUUUUGUGCUAUUUUGCAUUAUAAACGCAUAAUAAGAAGAACAUAAGAUAUUAAAUAGAGAAAUCCUUAAGAAUAUCGCUUCAUAUGUAGGAAUAGAGUUACCACAUGACUUACAUUUGUUCUGUUUACCUUGCAAAUUGAUGAUGAAAUAAGUUUAAAAAUUUUCUAAGAACACUUUAAUGUCUAUAGUAACAAAAGAAUAUGUAGCACUGUGCCCUAAGUUUAAAAAUCCUUUAAUUUGUGAAGGUAAGAAACAAAAAUAUCUUGAUUAAUUUGCAGUUCAAUUCAUUGACAAUUAUUUGAAACCAUCAAAUGCUUGUUAAGUUUUAGGGGCUUGCAAAUUGGAACAUGAACCUUAAACUUUAAAGGAAUAUAUAAAUGAAAUUAUGGUUGAUAAACUUUCGAAAUAGGAGUAAUAAAGAUGGAAAGAAAGAUCUGAAGCAUUGCUUAUCAAUAAUGAGGAUUAUAAAGUGGUAUAAUAUUCUGAUUUACAUGUUGACACUGAAUAUACUGUUGGAGCUGAUGCUUUUUGUGGUAAUUAUAACUGUUGCAGAAAGGAGAAUGGUAUACCUAAGGACUCUAGCAAGGGUGCUUAAUAUUGGGGUACCUUAGCUAGUUGUGAUUUACCGUUUAGAACAGUCUAAAAUUUAUUAGAAUUCACAAAAGAGAAAAUAAAACCUGAUUUUAUUCUUUGGACAGGAGAUAAUGUAGCUUAAUAUCGAUGGAAUCAAUAGAAAAAUCAAACUGUUCCUACAUAAAUGAUUACAUAAGAAAUUUAAUAGCUUAUGCCGAAUACCAAUGUUUAUGGAAUAUAUGGAAACCAUGACCUUUAUCCUAGUGAUUAAUAUGAUAUGAUUGGAGAAUCCGCUUAGUCAUUCAGAGAUGCAAUAUCAGAAACUUGGAAAUAAUACCUAAGUCAAGAGGCAUAUUACUAAUUAAGAAGAAAUGGAUUUUAUUCUUAAAUUGAUGUGGAGAGAAAUUUAAAGAUUAUUGCUUUAAAUUCUUAGGCUUAUGAUUUUAAUAAUUUCUUCUUAAUGGAAGGAGUGACAGAUCCAAGAGGAAUGUUAAAUUGGUUGACAAAAGAAUUGAAGGAUUCAGAAUCAAAAAAUUAAUUUGCAAUUAUAAUUGCACACAUUCCACCAGGUGACAUUUCAUGUAAUUCAUAAUGGGCAGAUAGAUUUAGUGUUAUUAUUGAAAGAUUUGAGCAUGUAGUUUCUGGAUUAUUUUAUGGACAUACACAUUCUGAUUAAAUUUCUCAUAUAAGAUCAAGGAUUGAUGGAAGAUACAUUAAGACUAUAUACAUUGCACCUUCAGUAACUACCAAUUCAAGGUAAAAUCCAUCUUUUAGAGUAUUCUAAUUUAAUGGAAAAACAAAUUAAAUAUUAGAUUACACUUAAUAUAGAUUAGAUAUUGCAAAAGCUAAUAAGGAUGGAGAGCAUGCCAUUUUAAAUUGGGAUAUAGCUUACAACUUUUUAGAAUAUUAUGGAUUAUAAAGUUCAAGAAUAGAGGAUGUCUCAACUUUAGGGUAUAGAUUGACACAUGAUGAAGAAUUGUUAAGAAAAUAUAUUUAUAGUUAUGCAACAGGAAGUGAAGUUCGUUAUUAAAAUCAUUUAAAAGAUUUGAAAAAGUUAUUCUUAAAGAAGGGAACAAGAAACUAUUUCAUUUGUGGAGUUGACACUGCUACUUUUGAUGAUUGGUUUUAAUGCAUUGGGCUUUUUGAAAUUUUAUAGGACUCUGAUAACACAAGGUAUAAGAUCUAUGAAUUAUUUUAUGGGAAAUGGUUAAAGGAUUGA